GUUUGUGACUUUGAGACUGUAUGCCGUCAGGGACAAAGUACACCAAAAGGAAGUACGAUAUUUUUGUUGAAUAUUGUCCAAUCGAAGAAUAAUAAUCACAGACGGUGGGCUAGAACAUUGGAAAACAUGUUGCCAACACUAAAGAUUGCGGACAUAAACAAGAACAUAACUUGUCCAUUAUGCAAAGGAUAUCUUAUUGAUGCUUGUACGAUUGUAGAAUGUCUUCAUUCAUUUUGUAAAAGUUGUAUUGUACGAUAUUUGGAAAGCUCAUAUGACUGUCCAGUUUGCAAUACUGAAGUGCACAAAACUAAACCUUUGGUCAAUGUAAGACCAGAUCCAACUUUACAGGAUAUCGUUUACAAAAUGGUUCCUGAUUUAUAUGAAAAGGAAUGUUUGAGUCGAAAUACGUUUCAAACAAACGAGAAGUGCAAAGAAAAUCAUGGGGAUAAAAACUAUAACAUUGAUGCUCUUUCAAAAAAGAAAACUACACAAAAUUCUGACGCUGUAUAUGUCACACUCCAUCAUCACCAACGAAAUGUUUUGAAGAAUAAACAGCGAAAGAUCUUUCCAACGCGGUACUUGCGGUGCUCAAAGCAUGUUCCUGUUCGAGUACUAAAGAAGCUUAUUGAAAUGAAAUUUGAUGUUAAGAGAAAAUGGGAGGUUGAAAUAACGCGUUGUGAUGAAAUUCUAAGCGAAAAUUUAAGUCUCAAAGAGAUUUCUCGCAUUUAUGGACUGCAUGAAAAGACCGGACCCAUUGAUCUUAAGUUUGAUAUCAUUUCCAAUGAACAAGAAACUCCUACUUCCACGUUCAUAAGCACUUAGAGAAAAAAAAAGGAAUUACCGUUUUGUCGGGUAAAGUCUAUUAAAGGUUGAAGGUUGAAUUAAAGGUUGAAGACAGCUUCAGAUUUCUCAACGAUUAGAUUUCUGAGAAAUCAUUUCUCCACCAUUACACGCACUCAAAUUUACUGGAAUGGUGGAGUCUCUCCUUGCUUUAGGUUUGCUGUAGUACUUAUUGAUUUUUAUAUGGCAGUUAAACUGAUGACAUACCCUUGCUGUAGUCAUAAUAUGAAAAUAAACAAGGCUCAAAGGCAAAAACAAAAA
Xenia sp. Carnegie-2017 is the source of this 1101-nucleotide messenger RNA. RefSeq names its product polycomb complex protein BMI-1-like. NCBI's taxonomy places the organism in Eukaryota, Metazoa, Cnidaria, Anthozoa, Malacalcyonacea, Xeniidae. Bases 127 to 822 code for a protein of 231 amino acids. Gene Ontology annotation, molecular function: promoter-specific chromatin binding. The transcript has 10 exons. Gene Ontology annotation, biological process: negative regulation of transcription by RNA polymerase II. Gene Ontology annotation, cellular component: PRC1 complex. The record is from RefSeq and is a predicted model, not a curated record.